AUGCAGAGAAGCUCGGAACCUUGCGAUAUGGAGAAGACCCCGCCUGUUACAGGCAAGCGCCGGGGUGGCAGUCGGAAAGCCUGUAAUGAAUGUAAGCAGCAAAAGCUGAGAUGUGAUAUUGUUCAAACGCCCGCUGCGGCCUGUUCGCGUUGUCGCAGGCUUGGGAUUGACUGUAAAGUGGAACAGUCCUUCAAACGCAUUUCCAAGAGAAGGCGCAAUGCUGAAAUGGAAAAGGAGAUUGCAGAUCUCCGCCGCCGCCUGGGGCCCAAUUCAGAUCAUGAGCAAGGUGUAGAGUCCCAUGAAUCUCAUGGAGGUGAUGAAAUGUCCCAUUGCUCAGAGGAUGUCUUUGCUCGCCGUGACUCGGCCGCGAUUGACCAAUCUCGACAUGUUUCGGUGCCGGUUGAAGCUUCAACCCACUCAUCUAUAGCAACCCCUUUGGCUAUGAAAAGGGACGGCUCUAUUAUAUCACAGGACGAGGGUCAAUGGAGACUGGAAGAUAUUUGUCUCUCUAGAGCCCGAGUUCUCCGGCUAUACUUCACCUAUUAUCACCCCUUUCUUCCCCUUUUGAAUCCACCCAAGCCCCCGGAGGUGUAUCUCCACCGAUGCCCACUUUUGGCCUGGACUAUGAUCUGUGUCGCGUGUCGACGGUCUCAAUAUGAGCCUGGGCUCUUGAGCGCACUGUCCGGACCCUUUAGCAGGCUGCUUUGGUCAACCAUUACCAGUGUCCCCCAGGACUACCGGGUGGUGAAGGCCCUUUGUGUUCUGUGUACAUGGCCUCUUCCAACUACAAGCCAGCGCACCGACGCAACUUUCAUGCUCAGUGGCUUGAUGAUGCAGAUCGCUAUGCAGCUUGGGCUGCACCGUCCGGUUCAAGCGGAAGAGUUCACAACAUUCCGCAUGGAAGUUCAAGGCGAAGCUUUAAAGGAUCGACUACAUACGUGGGUCAUUUGCAACAUCGUGGCUCAAAAUGUUGCGACUGGUUACGGCCAGCCACCAAGCACAAUAUACGAUUGGGCCCUUGAGCCUGCCUCUUUGAAAGAUGCCGACUACCGGCUUCCCGAUGACCUGGCCAUUCGGUUGCGUAUCGAAAAAUUCUGCGACCGGGUGACCAAGGCAUUAUACAGUAGUAAACCCGAGUCUACGGACUUUGUCAGUGCCGACAAGCUCGUGGUAGUGCAGGUUUUGGAAAGUGAAAUCAGAGACAUGGAUGUCGAGUUUGAUGGGAAAAUCUCCGCAAUCAACACGAUCCAUCUCCGUGCUGCCGAAUUGCACUUCCGAUACUUCACAUUUUUGGGGUCCACUGCACGAAGCGACGAUCUGAUCAAACUUUUCCUUGCAACAACCUCCUUCCUUGGUCGAGUACUAGAUCUCGAAACUUCGCCAGGUGAAUUGAUCGGCCACUCCACCAACUAUAUUCUUCAAAUGAUUGUGUCGGCCGCCUUCGCUCUCAUGAAGUUGUUGAAGAGCAGCUUCAGCCGACACCUUGAUUUCAACCAUGGCAAGCUACUGUUCAACGGUGCGAUCUCAGCAAUUCGCCGAAUCAGUGUCAUGGAUCAUGACCGUCCCAUUCGUCUUGCAGACAUCCUUGCUCAGAUGUGGAAUGCCACGAGUCUAGAGCCUGCCGAAGAAGAUGCCCUACAGCUUAAAGUCCGCUGCCGCAUGAGCAUGAGCCAUGUCUACGACACAGUUUGGCGCUGGCGACAACGGUUCCGACCGGUCAAAAGCCUCGAGGAAAUGCAAGCCGCUGCCAUAGCAGCGAACCAAGAUAUACUAGGCUCGACAGGACACAUGACGCGGCAACAGCAAGAUAGCUCCCUGGAGGACCAAUCAUUAAUGAUGCCCGCUCAGUUUGAUGAAGGCGGAGCAUUUUUCAGUGAAUCUGGCUUCUCAGAGGUCUUUGAUUCCCUCAAUUGGGUUUUUGACGGCAUUCCUGACUCUUUCGUUGCACCUCCGGUUUUAUAG
Molecule: messenger RNA, 1962 nt
Organism: Penicillium robsamsonii
Lineage: Eukaryota; Fungi; Ascomycota; Eurotiomycetes; Eurotiales; Aspergillaceae
Product: transcription factor domain-containing protein
Exons: 7
Coding region: 1-1962 (653 amino acids)
Biological process (GO): DNA-templated transcription; regulation of DNA-templated transcription
Cellular component (GO): nucleus
Molecular function (GO): transcription cis-regulatory region binding; zinc ion binding; DNA-binding transcription factor activity, RNA polymerase II-specific
Source: RefSeq, a predicted model, not a curated record